Molecule: messenger RNA, 2001 nt
Organism: Branchiostoma belcheri (Belcher's lancelet)
Lineage: Eukaryota; Metazoa; Chordata; Leptocardii; Amphioxiformes; Branchiostomatidae
Exons: 6
Coding region: 22-1293 (423 amino acids)
Biological process (GO): amino acid metabolic process
Molecular function (GO): hydrolase activity, acting on carbon-nitrogen (but not peptide) bonds, in linear amides
Source: RefSeq, a predicted model, not a curated record
UGUCCUCUACAACGUACCAGGAUGGCGGACCUGCGUAAGGCUCAUCAUAGUCUGCCGUCCAAAAUGCUGUUGAAACGUCGCUGGCUGUUAUCACUCUUGAUGAUACUUCUGUUGAGUGAGGGAUGCUUCCAAUACGCCGGUUACGUUUCUAAAUUUUUCAGAGUAAUUCGGUACACAAACGAGUUGGUUGAGAACCCGAAACCCGUUGUCAUUCACCACAACCGCCAAGGCAGGAACGAGAUCGUGGCCUGCGUCAUAGAAACUUCUCUCGGAGAUGCUUGCGAUGGAUUGGGUUUUGGCGCCCUCGUUUUGCAGGCGAUAGACGACAUUACAACAUGUCUUGCCCGUGGAUUCGUCCCAACAGUCAUGUGGACAGACUGUAACUACUGUGGGCCGCCUGGAAAUGGACAGAACUAUUGGACCUGGUACUUUAAAGCUUUACCUGACUCGAACAGGAGCAAAGGGAGAAUUGGUGGACUUCCGGUUUGCCGACUUGGAAACAAGGUGACGGAAUACUACCAACCAAUUACAGCAGAGAUCCGGGCUCUUGCCAAUCACGUCAUAUCAGGUUAUCUCCAGCCAGCCGCUAGGAUCAAGACCGCAGUGGAUACUUUUUAUCAAUCCUUCAUGGCAGAUAGUAUUAAUAUAGGUGUCCACGUGAGACUACAAUCAAGUCACGCCGAAGAGAUGGCAUUCUUUGACCAGACACCUCCAGAACUACACGACUUUGUUCAAGUUGUGCAACGUCUCAUAAAUGACAUCACUGCCAAAAAUAAGGGCAGAGAGAUUCGCAUAUACCUGGCCUCUGAUCUCGACGAAGUUAUUAAGGAAUUCAAAUCCAAGUUUGGGAACAACAGAGUCUUACACAUAGACGCCUUCAGGGGGGAAAGUUUGAAUGAUGAUAGGAUACGGGAAGGCUCUCCAAACCUACUGGGUGACCAGGUGUUCACUGACAUCUUGCUGAUGUCUAAGUGUGACUACUUUGUCCAUGAUGAGUCUAAUGUUGCUUCAGUGACGUACUAUUACAACCCCAACCUUAAGAGCUACUAUGUCAGUGGAGACGCCUCGGACUUCAGACGACUUAAUGCGCAACCUCGUUUCGAUUCUGAGGAACUCUUUCGUCAGGCCGUUGUCAGGGAGACGCGCAACAUAAUCCUACCCGAUUGGAAGAAUGGCUCACUGUGGGUUGGUCUUAAGGUCCGGGUUAGUUUGCUGUGGGGAUUGUUGUUCACAGAUGGGGAAAAAUACCUUCAUGACCUGAGUUGUUUCAGCAAGAACGUGAAAUGGAGCUAAUGUCGCAGCGAGUUUUUAAGAUCAAAGUUUGCCAGUGAUAGUGACCUGAAGGAAUUGAUGGGUCUAUGAAGUUGUUGCAUGUUCCUAACUACAUAAUUAUGUACACUCAGUCUGUUGUUGUUCGUCCGUCGUUCCCAACGAUGACCAAGACAUCGGCACGUCAGGUUCUGUGUGUACGACUGUGGCUUACCAGUCCUAUACGGUCUUUGAAAGCUUUGCCACGGGUUGGUUGAGCACACUGCAUAUACUUUUACAUGUAACAAUGUAAUUACCUUAAUGUGACACUAACGUAAUAAGAUUGGAAGAGUUUUGCAAAUGAAGUAAUGACUAGGAAAAAAAAAAACAUUGUACACUGUACCGAAAUACCAAAGUCUGCUUGUGGAUUUAUCAUUCAAUGAAGCGUAUGCGUUAUAAAAGUGUCGGAUUAAGGUUCAUUGCCAUUAAUAUAUAUAUAAGAAACCAUAUGUGGAUAAUUAUGCAUUUACGUAUAAUCAUGUAUAAUGGUGAAAGGGGUUUUGUAUAAUUGUGUACUAAUUGUGUAUAAGCAUACAUGUAUGUAAUUGGACUACUCCAUAGUGCAAUUAAUGCAUUCUGCAUGAUUGUCACCCUCUGCUAUGUACUCAAUACAAAUAUCAACUUGAUCGUCGAGUAAAGCAAUCUGGCCCGGAGUCCGAAAUUGUUUUUCUGGAAAUAAAUUGUGGCUUGUUA